Molecule: messenger RNA, 2439 nt
Organism: Fusarium poae
Lineage: Eukaryota; Fungi; Ascomycota; Sordariomycetes; Hypocreales; Nectriaceae
Exons: 2
Coding region: 1-2439 (812 amino acids)
Source: RefSeq, a predicted model, not a curated record
AUGACGGAACUAAGCCCUUUCUCAUACUAUAAGUCCUAUCGAGUCCUAGUGUGCCAGACAUGUCACUAUGGUUGUGUAGCAGAUGAGGUUCCUACUCAUUUGCGCACCAGGCAUAAAUCCAUGACACCAGCUGCACGACGUCAAUUAGCUGAGAUUAUCGACGAGCUCCCUGGAAUUAUCAAAAACCAAUCACAAUUAGCCGAUGAAUUCCAGUUUCCGCCUCCUACAAUUCCUCCGAUUCCGGAGCUUGACCCCCCACAACCUGAUGGGCGAGGAUGUCGAAUAUGCCAGCUUGUUUUCAGGGACGAUCAAAAGAUUCAACAACACUAUGCCACUCAGCACUCCUGGACUAAUCCCCAAGGUCGCGGAAGGCCCCGAAUACAUGAUGCUUAUGCACGGCCCCAAAAACCAUGGAGAGAGGGUGUUAUGUGUCAGCGGUUUUUUCGAUCCAGAGCGGCCAGUGGCUGGUUUGAGGUUGGCCGCAAGCUGACAGACCGUGGGUACACAUCGAAAGCCAAUGCAACAAUCAUCACGAAGCAGCCAAUGCGCAGCAGCAAAGUAUCGCCAGAAACGCGCGCACACAUUAAUGAGGUGUUAAAACGUGACAAGAUGUAUCGGGAUGCUGAAACUCAACCACGUUUCUACAGCAAGGCUCUUGGAGACGACUCGUUUGCAGCAACAAGUCUGUGGUUGGAACGUACACGAUGGCCAACCACAUACAAGAAUGUGCGGCGAGACAUACUACAGGCAAUGACACGUCUCCCAAUACGCGCCAAGGCCGGUUCAGUGGAGACAGACUAUAUCCUCGGACAAGGACCGUUAGAUGGCGAUCCUGAUAUUAUGAUCCCCAGAAAGGAUGAAGAGAAGAUUAUGUGUUUCUUGAGCGCUGUUGAUGCCAUGCUCGAUCGAUGUGAGCUUACAGCGGAAAACACUGGUCGGGUGCUUCUAUGCUGGCUAGCUAGUUCCAGACUCGAUAUCUGUCAAGCGAAGCCAUUUGCUCUCAAAGUCGAGCAGAAUACACGGAAAAGGUAUCGACUCUUGUGGAAGCGGUUCAUCACGUUUACACUACGAGCAUAUCUCCUGCCGGGUAUAAUCAGAGAGCAGGAGGUUAAAAUUAACCUUGAUGCACGACUAAAAAGUCAAAUGAAACACCUAUGGGAACACCAUGCAUGGGAGAAUAUCGAUACGAUGAGACCAAUCUGGCCAAGCCUGCAGAGGCAGGACCAAAGUCCCGGCAUACCCCAGCGAUAUAACAACAAAGACAUCGAGAUCAAUCCUUCUGGCCGCUUCGAAAGCCCAAAUAGCAAUGACACCAGCAGUAUAUCUGGUGAAGAAUCCAGUGAUGACUACGAGAGCAGUGAACAAGAGGAUGGCAAUUUCGAAGACAGUGAAAGAGAGGAUAGUCUCGAUGAUUGGACGUAUGAUAUGGAUAGUCGGAAUGUGCCUGAUGUAUCCUCAUUCUGUCGUGACUCAGGCCAUAGAUCCAUGGACAGAAUGACAGUCGAGAGUGCCAAAGAAUUUCUUGAGCUUCUCUUUGAACUCAGCUUAUCGAUUACCAUGGAAAGCUUUGUAGAUGGACAACCCGGUUCUGCAUUGCUUAGAGUAUUGCCAAACUUGUCAGGACUUAUCUGGGUGCAGCGCUUAUUAUUCCGCGAGUACGCGCUACCUCUUCACUCAUAUCCUACUAUCGGAAUCCAACAACGACCGCAGUUUCCAAUGCAACGGCUAAAUGAGGUACGACAGAAGUAUAUGGUACAGGGGUCGCGCUCACCAUUGGCAGAGCUGCAUAAUCUUCGUAACUUUGGUCAGAAAGUGGCCAAAACCGAGUCACCUCCGUUCCUCUUACGCUGGAAUGACGAUGGGAAGGUUGUCUCGUACGGGAGCGAUUUCUCACUGUCUAUGAAGGAGUUUCGUGGACUAGCCGAUCACUUCAUUGCUCGGGCGGAGGACCUGUGUGACGAGCUUAUGUUCGGAUUUGAGCCCAACUUGGAUGUUAACAAGAUCAAAGAUGAUUUCACAAACACACAGCCAGGGUUCUCCUUCGUCAGCCAUCCCGACAACAAGUUCGAUACAAUGUACCAAGAGCUUCUUGUCCAAGCUUGCACGUCAUGUGGGGUUAGGCUUGCUAGGAACGGUCACUGGAGUUUUCGAGUAGUCACUUGGUAUCUUCAAAAAGUGGCGACAUUGGAAGAAAAUAUCAGCGGCGGCUUCUACUCUAGAAUACUAGUCAGUAACGGGGCCCGUUACGGGUUUUAUGCCAAUCAAAGGUCUAGAAGUCGACAGGGAUUCCUAAAACUCGUAACGGGCCCCGUUCCUAUUCAGGUCAUGUUUACCAGAUCGCGAAAUGGGGCCCAUUUCAUAGCGCGGUAUUCCAUGCCAUCCAUGCAGAGUUUCAUUACGCGUAAGCAAGAACCAAUCAUAGGUAACCAAAAUAAUUAG